AACAGUGCAAACUUGCGCUUAGUGUAUUAGUGUCUCAUAACAAUGACACAACUAUUCGGGAUUUUCCUAGUUUUUUUGGCUGUGACUACAUCUGAUGUUGGAAGCACUAGUUGUGAACCAGGAGAGAAUGUGUGCUCAAAGUGCUACGAUGUGCUUGUGAAUGAGAUAAUAGAAAGUGACAAGAAUCGAUUUAAUCUCCAACGUGCCUUCUUUCCACCCGACACAUCAUAUCCAGUUUUUGUGACAGUGAUAUACUACUUUACGAGAAACAUGUCUGGAAAUGGCUCCACUGAUUAUUCCCUAACUUCCCCCAACCAGACCUGGUUUUGGACGCAGUCCACUUUCUACUUGUUCCAACCUAUCCGGUCGCUUCAGUACACAUCUCUAUUUUUUUCUGACUCUGAGUUUCGUGAGACAACAGUUUUUUUGUACCUGCAGCCAGACUGUAUGAAUGCUGGGCUUAACAUGAUUAAGCUUCUGACUCAAAGACUAAAGCUGCUUGCAAUGCAGCAGAAGAUUCUUUCUCCAAUUACAGACAGCUACAGUGCUAAAGGAGAGAACCUUACAACACUGGAGAUGUUUCACAGAGGUGAGAACACAGCAGUUGCAUUAGGACAACACUUCACAAACUACGGAUUUGCAUUUCAAUUUGUCUUUCCUCUAGUCGUGAUGUUUUUUCUCUGUUGGCUGUCACAUCAUUUAGUUGAAAAUGACUCAAAAGGGUUCUUCAAAAAAAUAAGAAAUGAUCUAGAACCACCAAACGAAAAUGCCAACCAAGAAAAUGAUAACAUACAUGAUAUGGACAGUAUUAAAGUGUCAACAAGGAAUAUGUACAUUGUUAUUUUAGUGAUAUGCUCAGUAUCGUUCGUUAUGUACGUGAUAGUAUUGGACAUAGUAGCAAUUACGUUUCGGAAUACUAGAGUGUCUUCGGAAAUAUUCUUUAAGCCAACUCAAAAUGAGUCACAAUACAGUAAUGUGCUCGUCGCCUUUAAACUCGAAUAUUCUAUUCCAUUUCUCAUGUUUGUCUAUGAUUUUCUCAUUUUUGCGGCCAUGGUAGUAGGAAUGAUUUGUAAACGUUGUGGUGUGCGUAAAGGAAAGUGGUAUCAUAUCGGUAUAGCACCGAUGUCCUGUAUUGUUGUUCACUCUUACCACAUUCUAAUUGGCUUCAUCCAAACUCCACAUCAUGCUGCAAGCAUUCUUAUAUUCUAUGCAGUGACGGUUUUCAUCUUUUAUGUGACGUUCAAGGCUGCAUACUAUAAUCUAUUUGAAAUGCAUCAGAGAUUUAACAUUAAUGGUGACAAAAUGAUUAAAUUUUGGACUUGGGAAAAGUGUUGCCCUGCAUAUAAAUUGCCACAUCCUGUUGUACUGACAAUUAUGAGUCUUAUAUCAUUUUUCUGGUCUGGUUUUAUGGUAUUUGUGGUAGGGAUUUUUAUCCUUAUACCUAUCAACAUGGCUAUCGAUGAUGCUCCUGCACGCUUGUUCAGUAUCAACCAGACUGUCCUCGUGUUUAUCGGCGCUGCUAUCACCUACAAACUGUAUCAAAACCAUGCAGGUGCUCACAACAUCAUAGAGCAGUUAGUGAAGGCAAAUACAGAAUACUUAGCUACGAAUGGGAUCGAUGGUGAGCUUGUAGCGUGGAAGAAUUUGGAUAAAGUUGAUAAAGAAAUUAAAGUGGGGAAACUUAUGAUUGCGGCUUUACAUACUAUCAGCGCUCCAGCUUUGCAGCAACAAGGUUCCCAGCCUCCAGCUCCUCCAGCUCCUCCAGCUUUGCAGCAACAAGGUUCCCAGCCUCCAGCUCCUCCAGCUUUGCAGCAACAUGCAAGGUCGGCUAUAGCUGUCCAUCAACUAUAGCUUCAUUCAAACUAUAAAUACAGUUGGUACGCUAUUUAGCUUGUUUCUUGACUAAUGUUUUUGUUUCACAUUAGCCAUUCUAUUAGUUCUUUGUCUUUCAGUAAAAUUUGCUUUGAUAUAGUUUAGUGCCCGUGCACGUAUGUAAAUUAGUGGAAGUAAUAAUUUAAUUAUGGCAACUGUAUAGAUUUUUAAUUGGUAUAGAAAUUGAUGGAGAAAUUUUAUGACUUGG
This is a messenger RNA of Halichondria panicea, 2080 nucleotides long. RefSeq lists its product as uncharacterized. Bases 43 to 1851 code for a protein of 602 amino acids. The record is from RefSeq and is a predicted model, not a curated record. The transcript is spliced from 2 exons. NCBI's taxonomy places the organism in Eukaryota, Metazoa, Porifera, Demospongiae, Suberitida, Halichondriidae.